CUGCACUACCGCACCAUGAGCCUUAGCACUCGUCACCGCGGCGAAGGUUUGCGUUUUCGCCCAACGACAGCGCGUCAGUAGGUCUUCAUAGCCUUUUCAUAUCUCUUCAUCUCACCCUCGCCCAUUUCUUUUUGCCUUAUACACGUAGCAUAUCACCUCUUGUGUGAGCCAAUUCACGCCUCGCCCACGAUAGUCCUUGAGGAAGGCUACGACGCGGCUUUCUGAACAGCAGUGGAGUGUUAUACCAUACCCCCGACGCAGACGUAAGCCACCGCAGAGAUGUUCGGCUUCUCGUACUGGUUCCUGCCGCUCUUCGCAGGCUGCGUAUGGCUAGGGACACUCCUCGCCAUGCUGGGCGCCUGGGAGGCCAUGGGUCGCCCUCAUUAUAGCGAAAUGGCAUCAAACCAGCCCACAGCAUAUAUCUCAGACAUCGGCGCCACGCGAUGGGGCAAGCCUCUGUUUAUCGCCGGCAGCGCAGUGAUGGUUGUCAUCUUCGACGUUACUUUCAUCUCAGAACGAUGGCUACGACAUAAGGGUCGCUUGCAGAGCAAUUACGGGAGGGGCGAGAAGAUUCUCAGCGUGUUCGCGAUCAUCUUUGCGGUCGUAGGUGCCGCAGGGUUGAUACUGCUCACCAUUUUCGACACGAAGCGCCACCCUGAGGUGCACGAUGCUAUGCUAAUCGUAUUCAUUGCUGGAUACGUUAUCUCCGCCAUUUUCAUCUGCGCAGAAUACCAGCGCCUCGGCGUGCAUUACCGGGAAUCUGCAAUCCUCCGCACCUCAUUUUGGAUCAAGCUCGGCUUCAUCAUUGUCGAGGUUGCGCUCGCGAUUGCAUUCGGCGUUACCGAGUAUAAGACAAUGUACCAAUCAUCAGCCAUCCUCGAGUGGGUAAUUGCGCUGAUCUACAUCUUCUAUGUGUGGAGUUUCAUCAUCGAUUUCCUGCCAGCCGUCCACACAAGGCAUAAAGGCGACCGCUUCCCGCCCGUGCGAAGAAGCGACGACGAAAUGGCCAUGACCACCGAGGCCGCAGGCACAAUGACUGGUGGUCCCGUCUACACCAGUGGCGGCUAUGGUCACAAUGACCGGGAGAGCUACGGCAGCCAGCAGCCGGUAAUGCAGCAGAAUGGCGGUUACAAUAAUUAUGCGUCUCAGCAUGCGUCGAGGAACUUCUAGAUCCUCGUGGAGUGUGUUGAAUGAGCCUUGGUAAGCGUUGGCCAUAGAAGCAUGAGCGUUGGAGUUACGGAAUGGGAGGUGUUGCUGGUUCUGUACGAGUAGCCGAAGAUGGGUGACUAUACACCGGCCAGAUACUGUAAUGAUACCCAA
Molecule: messenger RNA, 1320 nt
Organism: Baudoinia panamericana UAMH 10762
Lineage: Eukaryota; Fungi; Ascomycota; Dothideomycetes; Mycosphaerellales; Teratosphaeriaceae
Exons: 4
Coding region: 280-1170 (296 amino acids)
Cellular component (GO): plasma membrane
Source: RefSeq, a predicted model, not a curated record